This is a messenger RNA of Adineta ricciae, 822 nucleotides long. The record is from the annotation of a GenBank genome assembly. NCBI's taxonomy places the organism in Eukaryota, Metazoa, Rotifera, Eurotatoria, Adinetida, Adinetidae.
AUGCCUGUCACUAGUCAAGCGAAAGUGGCACCCUACUCUCAUCGUAUAACUAGUUUUGAAAAAAAUGACGACGAAUAUCCAUGGGAUCAGCGGCGGCGAAAUCGACCUAAAUCGUUAGCAACAUGUUGCACACGCCCUUGCGCAUGUUUUGGUGGAUUGAUCCUAUUGCUGCUACUUUGCCUGGCUAUUGGAAUUCCAGUCUUAAGUAGUAUUAUUGAUGCAACAACAACAACAACUACUACUACAACUACUACCACUACGACAACGACGUCAACGUCAACGUCAACGACAACCAGCAGUAGUAGUACAAGUAGUACAAGCACUACAACGAAAACCACAACAACAACUACCAUCAGUAAAAUCCCUUGUUCACCUACUUGUAAUGCUGAGCAACUAUGUGUGCUGGGCAAAUGUGUAGGUAUUGGAUAUUUAUCUUUCACUUUGACAUGGUCUCGGAAUGGAGAUGGAGAUUUGGUCGUCAAAACACCAAAUGGCAAAGUCAUUUGUUUUAAUAAUACAGGCCCAUCACCAGCCACUGAUCAAGGAAGAUUAGAUGUAGACGACCAAACUGGAACAGGACCUGAAAAUAUUUUCUGGUCCAAUUCGGGAUCCAAGCCACCAACUGGCAUCUAUCAUGCUUGCUUUGAACCAUAUAAUUUUAAUCCAAAUAUUACUAAUCUCAGUCCUAUCUCUGUAACACUGAAUAUCAAGGGAUCGAAUAAUACGUUCAGUACUACGGUGAAUUUUACAUCUACAAUCAAAAAUAAAUAUGAUUGUAAUGCGAAUGCGCCAAAUCUUCUUGCUUCCUAUACUUACCCAUAA